GUUGACAGCUGAAGUUCUCCUCCCGGCCUGCUGGUUGCGCACGCGCAGCUGGAUAAAGCGUUAGCUUAGCGGCGCCUUCAAGUGAGUGUUUCCUGUUUAAAGAAGAGAGAGGAGAGGAGACUCCAACAUGGAUAUCCGACCAAACCACACGAUCUACAUCAACAACGUCAAUGACAAAGUGAAGAAAGACGAGAUGAAGCGCUCGCUCUACGCGCUCUUCUCUCAGUUUGGCCAAAUUGUGGAAAUCGUGGCCAUGAAGACCAUGAAGAUGAGGGGUCAGGCCUUCGUCGUCUUCAAGGAGCUCGCCGCCGCCACCAACGCUCUGCGGCAGCUGCAGGGUUUCCCCUUCUACAACAAGCCCAUGAGGAUACAGUACGCCAAGACGGACUCUGAGGUCAUCUCCAAAAUAAAGGGAACGUACGGGGAUAAGGAGAAGAAGAAGGACAAGAAGAAGAAAGCUCAGGAGCCGGCAACCAGCCUGGCAAAGAAACCAGCAGCUGGAUCAGCAGCACCUGUUCACUCACCUGCAGUCCAGGUCCCGGACAAUCCUCCAAACUACAUCCUGUUCCUCAACAACCUCCCCGAGGAGACCAACGAGAUGAUGCUCUCCAUGCUGUUCAACCAGUUUCCUGGUUUCAAAGAGGUCCGUCUGGUCCCGGGGAAACACGACAUCUCCUUCGUGGAGUUUGAGAGCGACACGCAGGCGGGCGUGGCUAAAGACGCCCUGCAGGGCUUCAGGAUUACGGCCACCUGCGCCAUGAAGAUCACCUACGCCAAGAAGUAGUUCCUGUUUCUGAUCAUGUGACACAAAGAGACUCUGAGAGGGGGGGAGGGGGGCGGUCCCUGGAUUUCCGUUGUUGCAACAGAUCCUACUCAGUUUUGUAAAUCCUGCAGAGAUUUACCUGCAGUUUCAUUUUUUACUUUCUGUUUGUCGGGAGGGUGGGCGAGAAAUGUUCGGCCGCCAUCUUGGUUUGUAAAAUAAAAACUUUUACACUAA
Messenger RNA from Notolabrus celidotus (New Zealand spotty), 997 nucleotides. It is a transcript of the gene snrpb2, whose product is annotated as small nuclear ribonucleoprotein polypeptide B2. Gene Ontology annotation, cellular component: U1 snRNP. Gene Ontology annotation, molecular function: U1 snRNA binding. The coding region runs from base 128 to 784 and encodes 218 amino acids. Gene Ontology annotation, biological process: mRNA splicing, via spliceosome. The record is from RefSeq and is a predicted model, not a curated record. Lineage: Eukaryota; Metazoa; Chordata; Actinopteri; Labriformes; Labridae. The transcript has 7 exons.